CGUUGUGAGAAGUGGGUUAACGUCUGCUGGGAGUGUUGCCAUCGCGCGUCAAUAGAUCGCAGAAGCAUACAUUCAUCCAUCCAUCCAUAAUGCCCAAAUCGAAGGAAGUGCUGUCCUCGACUUCAUCGGGAAGCGACUCGGACAGUGAGGUGGAGACAAAGGCCAAGAGGAAGGCUCCAGCAGCCCCGGAGAAACCGGCGAAGAAGCAGAAGAGUGGCGAGAGCUCCAGUAGGGCAGGGGGGUCCUCCAGAGGUGGUGCCAGCAAAGAUGACAACAUGUUCCAGAUUGGGAAGAUGAGGUAUGUGAGCGUCAGAGACUUUAAGGGGAAGGUACUGAUCGACAUUCGUGAGUACUGGAUGGACCAAGAGGGAGAGAUGAAGCCGGGUAGGAAAGGCAUUUCUUUGAACCCGGAGCAGUGGAACCAGCUGAAGGAGCAGAUCUCCGAAAUCGACGCUGCUGUGAAGAGGAUAUAAGGCCUCUGGUGUGAAUUGGCUUCUCUUUAGGGUUUUUUAGAUUUUCCCCAUCAAUAUUUACACUGCAUAUAAGUGUUUUAAAGAAACUGACCUUUUUUUUCUUUUCUUUUCUUUUUUUUUUUUUUUUUUUUUAAAAAAUGUAUGUUUCUCAGUUCCGUCAAGUUUUAACCUUUUGUGAUGUGGUCCUUAGUGUGUUCAGUGCAACCCAGUUGUUAUUGUGUGGGUGUGGGUGUGGGUGUGUGUGUGGGCUAUUCAAUACUAGGGUAAGGGUGGUGGGGGCGGGGCUGGGGGUGGGGGGCAGGAUUAGACCCAAGGUUCUGAGCUGUGUAGAGUGCUCAUUCUAAAUA
This is a messenger RNA of Scleropages formosus (Asian bonytongue), 820 nucleotides long. RefSeq names its product activated RNA polymerase II transcriptional coactivator p15-like. The record is from RefSeq and is a predicted model, not a curated record. Gene Ontology annotation, molecular function: DNA binding; transcription coactivator activity. The transcript has 5 exons. Gene Ontology annotation, biological process: positive regulation of transcription initiation by RNA polymerase II. The coding region runs from base 90 to 473 and encodes 127 amino acids. NCBI's taxonomy places the organism in Eukaryota, Metazoa, Chordata, Actinopteri, Osteoglossiformes, Osteoglossidae.